Molecule: messenger RNA, 811 nt
Organism: Drosophila suzukii
Lineage: Eukaryota; Metazoa; Arthropoda; Insecta; Diptera; Drosophilidae
Source: RefSeq, a predicted model, not a curated record
AUGUUUGCAAUUUCGAGGAGUUUCCGGUUAAGCACUUACCUUUCGGGCUUUCGACGGUGCUUAAGCCAAUCCAGUCCGCCCGGGCCCCGCAUCCUGGCCGCAAUCGAUUUCGAUAAGACCAUCGUGCAGGAGGACUCCUAUCUGGCAGUGAGCCAGCUGCUGCCCAUCGGCCAGAGCAAGGAGCUGCAGGACCAGAUCCCCAAGUGCGGCUGGCUGGGCUUCAUCGGUCGCGUGCUGGAGCUGCUGCACAGCGAGCACAAGGUGGACUCCGCGUCGGUGGGAAUGCGUGUGCGCCGCCUCCAGGCUGUGCCGGGGAUGCUGCGAGUUGUGCGGCGGCUGGCCAGGAACCCUGCGGUCGAUCUGUGCAUCGUCAGCGAUGCCAACUCCUUCUUCAUCGGCGAGUGGCUGCGGGAGUACGCCAUCGAGUGCCUCUUCACCGGCGUGUUCACCAAUCCCGCCUGCGUCCAGGCGAGCGGCGAGGUUCUGGUGCUGCCCUACCAGGAGCAGGCCGACUGUGAGCUGUGCCCCUCGAAUCUCUGCAAGGGCUCCGUGCUGGAGGAGCUUAUCUGCAGCGGACUUUACCGGCGGGUGGUCUAUGUGGGCGACAGCUGCAACGAUCUGUGCGCCAUGAAGCGGCUCCGGGAGGAGGACGUGGCCUGCAUCAGGCGCGGAUACGAACUGCACGGGAAGCUGGCCGCCCACGGACCGGAACUCGCCUGCUCCGUGCUGGCCUGGCGCGACGGCCACGAGCUGGAGCAGCUCCUGGUGCCCAAAGUCGUCGAUUAGUGUUUGUGUAAGGCCAGGUUAUUAA